UCCUCUUUCCCACUUCCCAUCAAUUCUUCAUCACCCACCCCUUCGCAUUUGCUAGGACGCUGUUUUAAAAAAAAACCAAUUUUAAUUCCAUCUACAGCGUCCUUCCUCGCUUUGAUACAUCAUGCCUGCAUAUCACUCCUCUUUUAAUGAAGUAACAGACCUUCGCUCCAUCGGAGGCAUAGCCUUCUUACCCAUCAAAACUCGCGUUCGUGGUCCUGCUCCUAUUGCCGAUGCGAAUGCUGAAGACAUCAUUGACGAAGCUUUGAACUUGUUCCGCGCCAAUGUUUUGUUCAGGAACUUUGAGAUCAAAGGCGACGCAGACCGUCUCUUGAUCUACCUCAUUCUCUACAUCACAGAGUGUCUCGGUAAGCUUACAAGGAACCCCAGCUUAAGAGAAGCUGAAAAGAUUCUUGGUACUUUGGCUUUGGGUAACUUUGCUAUUCCUGGCGAUGCUACUUUUCCUUUGAAUGCUCUCUACCCAGCUCCUACAAACAAAACAGAUGCCGAUCUUUUGCGUCAGUAUUUGUCUCAGCUGCGUCAAGAGAUGGCUGUACGUCUUCCUAACCGCAUUUACGAGAACGACAAGCCAGGAAAGUGGUGGAUGUGCUUCCAAAAGAGAAAGUUCAUGAACAAAUCAUUGUAAAAAAAAAAAGAAAAAGAAAAAGAAAAAGAAAAAGAAAAAAGACAUUCGAUCCAUGGAAGCCAGCACUCCUCCUAUGCAUGGAUAGAAACAGGGGACAUAAACAAGCACCCUGAAUAGUCAACACCCUCGAAUACAGCCAAAAAUACAAUAAACCUUCAAACUAGUAUUAGCUAUCCAAUGGCUCGCGCACUAUUGAGGCGGCUUCAUAACUCACAAUAUAACAUCGUCUGAUCUUACAUUGGAAAAGAAAAGAACUUAUAUUAUACAAAUACUUUCAACUGCCAACACGCCAACU
Lobosporangium transversale is the source of this 938-nucleotide messenger RNA. RefSeq names its product ARP2/3 complex 21 kDa subunit. Bases 122 to 643 code for a protein of 173 amino acids. Gene Ontology annotation, biological process: regulation of actin filament polymerization; Arp2/3 complex-mediated actin nucleation. The transcript is spliced from 4 exons. Lineage: Eukaryota; Fungi; Mortierellomycota; Mortierellomycetes; Mortierellales; Mortierellaceae. Gene Ontology annotation, cellular component: cytoskeleton; Arp2/3 protein complex. The record is from RefSeq and is a predicted model, not a curated record. Gene Ontology annotation, molecular function: actin filament binding.